CACAUUCCUUUUAUUUGUGAAGGCAACUUGAAAAAACGUGCGCAUUUUGUGUUGAAAAAUAAUAUUUUAAAAAAAUAUUAAAUUUAUUUACUUUAAAAGGCAAAAAAUUAAUUAAUAUAUUAAAAAAUGCGUCGUCCAAAAAAGUAUCAGUCUGGUGAAGCUGCUCAAUAUGUUACCCGAAAAGCAGCCCUAAAAAAACUCCAACUGACUUUGAAUGACUUCCGCCGAUUGUGCAUCAUUAAGGGAGUAUAUCCCCGUGAACCAAAACAUCGAAGACGCGCACAGAAAGGUUCAUCAGAAAUAAGAGUCCUCUAUCAUGCCAAGGACAUUCGAUUCCUUUUAAGUGAACCCAUUGUUUGGACACUUCGUAACUACAAGAUCUUUGCCAAGAAAACUGGACGUGACCGAGCAAUUAAAGAUUUCCGCAAUUUAAAACGCCGCCUCGCCCUCUAUCCCGAACUCAAAAUCGACCAUAUCGUCAAGGAACGCUAUCCCACCUUCAUUGAUGCCGUCAAAGACUUGGACGAUUGUCUAACCCUGUUGUUCCUCUUCAGCACCUUCCCCUCGUUGCGUCUCAUUCCUCGUGAGCAGUCUGCCUUGUGUCGUCGUUUGACCGUUGAAUUCCUUCACUACAUAAUCGCCGCCAAGGCUAUCCGUAAAGUAUUCAUCUCAAUCAAAGGCUACUACUUCCAAGCUGAUAUCAAGGGACAAAAAGUCACAUGGAUCGUUCCACAUUACUAUCCAUUCAAGCCACAUGCCAAGUCCGAGGUCGAUUUCAAAGUGAUGUCGAUUUUUGUCGAGUUCUACACUAUUAUGUUGGGCUUCACCAAUUUCCGUUUGUAUCACAGCAUCAAUAUGGCCUAUCCACCGCAAUUCCCAGACGGAGUGAUGGCCGACAGUGAAGCAACGAUGAAGGAUGAAAGUUCGUUUGUUUCGAACCGAAUUGCAGCUCUAAAUCAUGAAUUGCUGCGAUCAGAUAAAGUUGAUGAAGAAGAUGACGAUGUUGAAAUCGACUUGGAACUGCUUGAGCAAGACGGUGACUCGAAGAGAGUUUUAAAGAUGAAGCAAGAAGCUCAGGAAAUCCGCAAGCUCAAGUCGAUCUUCAAGGGAUUGAAAUUCUUUGUUAGCAGGGAAGUUCCCCGGGAACCUUUGGUCAUUCUGAUUCGUUCUUUCGGUGGAAAAGUGUCUUGGGAUAAGACUGUCUUUGAUGGAGCAACAUUCGAUGAAAAUGAUGAGACGAUUACUCAUCAAAUUGUCGAUCGGCCAUCUUUGGCGCAACAGUAUAUCUCGAGGGAUUACAUUCAACCCCAGUGGGUGUUUGAUUGUGUGAAUCAAAGAAAUCUUCUACCGACCAACAAGUACUUUAUUGGAGUUGAUUUGCCUCCACAUCUAUCUCCGUUUGUCGAUUCAAAGAGGGAUACAUAUAUUCCACCAGAAGAGAAAGCUCUUCUUGAUCCUUCAUUGAUCGAAACUCAUGAACAAAGUGAUGCCGAGGACGAUGACGAAGAGGAAGAAAACGAAGAAGAUGAAACUGACCAAAAUCUGAUGGACGCCCAACUUCAAUUGGCAUAUCAAGAAGAGAAAGCUGAAUUUGAUGCUGAUAUGGGUGAUGGUGAUGACAAUGAAGAGGAUGGUUAUGAGGAUGAAGAAAGUGCUGAUGAUGAUGAGGAAUUGGAUGAGAAAGAAAAGAGACGUCUUGAAGAGAAAAGUAACAUGGCUGUUGCAUCUGGUAAACCUAUCAAAGAAAACAAACGGGCACAGCACAAAAACGAAGUUGAAGAACAUCGUCUGCAAGCACGUAUGGUCAAACCACGCCACAGAAAUCUCUUCAGGAAGCUUAUCCGUGAGAAGCAAGAUAAAGAUAAGGAACAGUGGUUGUUGAAAAAGAAACGAAAACAUAUUGACCAAGCUGAAAAGAUUACAAAAAAGGCUAACAAGAAGAAAGCUAAGAAAAUCGUUCAGUAAAUGUAAUAAAAUGUAGUUUUCUUUUCUUUUUUCAAAUAUGCUGUUAGUUAUAAAUAAUUUGGUUUGUACAAUAUUAAUACAAAAUAAAGAUGGAUUUUAUUUUAAUAAAAUAAUGGUAA
This is a messenger RNA of Episyrphus balteatus (marmalade hoverfly), 2084 nucleotides long. Its product is annotated as pescadillo homolog. Gene Ontology annotation, molecular function: RNA binding. Gene Ontology annotation, cellular component: PeBoW complex; nucleolus. Gene Ontology annotation, biological process: maturation of LSU-rRNA from tricistronic rRNA transcript (SSU-rRNA, 5.8S rRNA, LSU-rRNA); ribosome biogenesis. The transcript has 5 exons. Bases 127 to 1965 code for a protein of 612 amino acids. The record is from RefSeq and is a predicted model, not a curated record. NCBI's taxonomy places the organism in Eukaryota, Metazoa, Arthropoda, Insecta, Diptera, Syrphidae.